This is a messenger RNA of Anoplophora glabripennis (Asian longhorned beetle), 1332 nucleotides long. RefSeq names its product ubiquitin-conjugating enzyme E2 S. The coding region runs from base 124 to 738 and encodes 204 amino acids. The record is from RefSeq and is a predicted model, not a curated record. NCBI's taxonomy places the organism in Eukaryota, Metazoa, Arthropoda, Insecta, Coleoptera, Cerambycidae. The transcript has 5 exons.
AAAAUUCAAAAUGUGCCUGUCUUCUCUAGAACGCCAAGUUUAUCAAUGUUAUGACGUUAAUUUAAUGUGUUCUUGCUUUUAUAGCUAACAUUUUUUGUUUAAAAACUUGUGAUAUUUUAUAUUAUGGCAUCAACUGCAACAAUGUCAAACAAUGUAGAAAACUUAUCCCCCCAAAUCAUAAGAGGGGUUGUUAAAGAAAUGCAAGAUCUAGUCAAUAAUCCACCUGAAGGUAUUAAAGUUCAAAUUAACGAGGAAGACGUCACAGAUAUACAGGCAUUUAUAGAUGGCCCUGCAGGUACACCCUACGUGGGAGGACUCUUUAAAGUAAAACUAACCCUUGGAAAGGGCUUUCCAACUGAACCCCCUAAGGCUCAUUUUCUGACUAAAAUAUUUCACCCCAAUGUAGCGUCAAAUGGGGAAAUUUGUGUUAAUACAUUAAAGAAGGAUUGGAAAUCAGAUCUCGGAAUCAAACAUAUAUUACUUACCAUCAAGUGUCUUUUAAUUGUCCCAAAUGCCGAGUCUGCACUUAAUGAGGAGGCUGGAAAACUUCUUUUAGAACAUUACGAUGAUUACUCUCAAAGAGCUAAAAUGAUGACCGAAAUUCAUGCUCAGCAACAUAAAUGUAAGGGUAUAACGGGAGAAGGUCCUCUAGCUAAAAAGCAUGCUGGCGAUAAGAAAUUAACAGCGGAAAAGAAAAAAAUACUAAAAGACAAAAAACGGACAUUAAAACGUUUAUGAGGUUAAUUUUUUAUAACUUUGUACUUUUAAACUUUUAUAUAUUUAAAAUAAAUGUUUAUUUAUAUUUAAUUUUUAAAUUUAGGAUCGAGUAUUUGUUUAAAUGCAUUUUUUGUUGGAGACUUUCGAAAUAUUUUAAUUAGAAUAGACGAGUGUGGCAGGAUAUUAUGUUGUAUAUAUUUCAGUGGAAAAGACCUAUUCAGUUUACAGGGUAUUCCCAUGUUAUCCACCUGCAGACGGUAAUAUGGGUGUAUCGUAAAGUAGUUCUUUAUAAAUGUUUUCGAAAGUUGCCAAUUCUGACUGAAGUCUUAUAAGUUUCUCUAUUUGCCUUGUGUCUCGGAUUGUGUGAUUUAAAAUGUUUAAUAGUUUAAAUUAUUGUUUUCUUUUAAUUUUCCUAAUUAGGUACAUUUGAUGUGAGGUUUGAACUAUUAAAUGUGUAUGUAAUUGAUUUUAGGUUACUCUAGUUUUUAUUUAGGUGUAGCACUGCACACCAAAAGUGCAAUCCAUAAUUUUUAUUUCACCAUUUGUAUGAGUUUUAGGAAGUCUUUGUGUAGUUUGUGAUGUUAUUUAUGAAUAAAAAUUAUAUGAUUCCUUAUA